AUGAGAACCGACACGUCAGAAUCUUCUUACACUGUUAGCUCGGAAGUAUCUGUCAAGCAGAGAAAAGUCGUUGAGGAGUUGCCACAAAUUGGUUAUUCUCUUGAUGAGCUGAAUGCGAAGAGAGUUGAGCCAAAAUGGCGUAUUGCUAGAUUCACAGCGAUUGGUAUGUUCUGGGCGAUUUGGGGAGCACUACUCGCUGGCUCCAUCCUUAUCAUUGUUCUCAACAAUCAUGAUGUAGCGAGUACCACUUCGGCUCCAAUCACCACUACCACCAAAGGAAAGUAA
Molecule: messenger RNA, 285 nt
Organism: Caenorhabditis remanei
Lineage: Eukaryota; Metazoa; Nematoda; Chromadorea; Rhabditida; Rhabditidae
Exons: 3
Coding region: 1-285 (94 amino acids)
Source: RefSeq, a predicted model, not a curated record